Molecule: messenger RNA, 1081 nt
Organism: Moneuplotes crassus
Lineage: Eukaryota; Ciliophora; Spirotrichea; Euplotida; Euplotidae
Source: the annotation of a GenBank genome assembly
AUUAAAUCAAAAUUGGUUCCCAUAAUAUGCUAUCUCAACCAUCAGAAGAUCUCCAACCUUUCGACAUCAACUCUCCUGCUUAUCCCCAAAAUACAUACACAGGAAGAUUACUGAACCUUGUCAACUCUCAAAACUCCUUUAAUUUCUUUCUCCCCCACUCUAGAGUCGUUCAGGCUAAAGUUAUUGUUGACGAAGAGAAGAAGAAAGCACAAGAAUCAAACGGUCAGCCGAUACUCUAUACAUCACAGAAGAUUAAAGAGAUCAGAAGAGCUCAGAGUAUAGUUGACUCUUCGUAUCACCCAGAUACAGGAGAGAUAGUGCCGAGAAUGCUAAGAUUAUGCUCUUAUGCUCCUGCAAGCAUUCCUGUGAUGUUCGGUAUGCUUCUUUCGCAGCCCACCACUUUCAAUAUUAUUCUUUGGCAGUGGCUGAACCAGACUUAUUCUGCAGGAGUAAACUACUCAAAUAGAAAUGCUUCAAGUACUUUAACGACUAAAGACAUUUCAACAGCAUAUGUAGCAGCUGUUUCUACCAGUGUAGGUAUUGGUCUAGGGGUCAAAGCUCUUUUAAAUCCUAUUGCUAAAAAGCUUCAUGGUCCAAGCAAGAUCUUUAUCAAUGUUCUUAUCAGCCUUUCUGCAAUUGGCUCAGCUGGAUUUUUGAAUCUCUUGAUAAUGAGAUCAAAAGAAAUCCAAAAUGGAAUAUCUCUGAUAGAUCAUGAAGGAAAUGAUAGAGGAAAAUCUCGAAUUAUUGGUAAAAGCGCAGUUGUGAAUACUGCAUUAACUCGAUUCCUCAUGCCAGUUCCUCCCAUCUUGAGUUCAACCUUAGUUUUCUACUACAUGGAAAAGAAGAGCCUUAAUCCAAAGAACAAGUGGGCAAGAAUGAUGCUCGAAGCAGUAGUCUUCUUCUUCUGAAUUAGCUUAGGCCCACCAAUUGCUUGAGCUCUUUUUGAACAAAGAGCGAAGACAGGUGUCUCUGGAUUAGAAGAAGAAUUCCAAAAUCUUACUGACUCUAAAGAAAAUUCAGUCACAGAGCUAUGGUAUAACAAAGGUCUAUAAUUUCUUUCUUAUUUCAAUAGAAUAAAAAA